Messenger RNA from Helianthus annuus (common sunflower), 1815 nucleotides. Its product is annotated as receptor like protein 21. The transcript has a single exon. The record is from RefSeq and is a predicted model, not a curated record. Bases 1 to 1815 code for a protein of 604 amino acids. Gene Ontology annotation, molecular function: protein binding. Lineage: Eukaryota; Viridiplantae; Streptophyta; Magnoliopsida; Asterales; Asteraceae.
AUGCCUAAAAGAAGCUGUGUUCCUUGCUUUCUACUUCACCAGCGCAAGUUAAAGAAGCUAGAUUUGUCACACAACUCCUUGGAGGGGAUGUUUCCAAAUUGGUUGAUAGACAAUAACAGAAUGCUGGAAGUUUUUAAUCUAAGGGACAACUCAUUUGGCAAUAUCUUUUAUAUGCCGUUAAAUAGAAAUCCUAAUACAAUGUGGGUGGAUAUGUCUGGAAAUCGCAUGAUAGGUUCAAUCCCGAGAUAUACGCCAAAGUUUUUUCCCCAUAUAACUUACUUAAACUUGUCCAUAAAUUCGUUAGACGGUGUUAUCCCUUCUUCAAUCGGUGAUUUAGUUGAACUAUACGAAUUGGAUUUAUCUCAUAAUAAGUUGUCUGGAGAAGUACCAACUGGGUUGUUGACCAACCUCUCUCAGCUAUUCGUAUUAAACCUUACAAAUAAUAGUUUGCAUGGCGAGGUACUUUCCACAAACUUAAACUUGGGAGACAAAGGAAGGCUUUGCUUAGAUAACAAUUAUUUCACUGGUAAAAUUCGACACAGUGAUCUCUGGUCUAUGCUACAACUUGUUGAUAUUAGCAACAACUUUUUUACAGGUUUGAACCCUUGUUGGAUAAGCAACAUCACUACCUCAUUUGAACCUGUAGGUUCAUUGUUGUUUCUUGAUAUCUCACAAAAUAGUUUUUCAGGGCCCAUCCCAUCCUGCCUAAUUUCUCAAAGUUUAGAGCAUCUCCAUUUGGGUUCCAACAAAUUUACUGGAUCAAUACCAAAUUCCUUUGGUACCUUGAAAAAUGUUUUGACUUUAGACAUAGGCAACAACUACUUGUCACACAUGAUUCCUAAAUUUCUUGGUGAACUGUCCAGUUUAAGGAUUCUUCUUUUGGGAAAAAACAACUUUAGUGGUUCUAUUCCAAAACAACUAUGUCGAUUAACUAAUGAGAGUCUGAUUGAUCUAUCCAAUAAAUUUCUUUCUGGCUCAAUACCAAGUUGUCUACAAAAUAUUAGGGGCCCAAGUUACCAAGCUUUCAUGCACACCAGGUAUCUAGAUGGUUAUGAUACUGAUGGUCGAAGUCGUAAUUCACCAAAUUUCUAUUAUCAGAGUAUUAUAACGAACAGAGUUACAUUUCCAGAAGAUCUGUUUAAAAUAAAAGACGAAGUUUUGUUCACAACAAAAGCUAUCUCCCUUACCUACAAGGGUGACGCUCUUGAUAGCAUGUCAGGAUUGGAUCUCUCCUCUAACAAACUCACAGGUUAUAUUCCAGAAGAACUAGGGUUGUUGACCCAUAUUCAUGUUUUAAACCUGUCUCACAAUAAGUUGACUGGACCCAUUCCAACUAAAUUCUCUAAUCUUGCUAGUAUUGAGAGCUUGGACCUUUCUUUUAAUAAUUUGUCUGGCAAAGUUCCAUCCGAACUGAUUAAGCUGAACUCAUUAGAGGUUUUCAAUGUCUCGUUCAACAACCUAUCAGGCACACUCCCAAUGAAAGCACAAUUUGGUACAUUUUCCAAGGAGAGUUAUGAAGGAAAUCCACUUCUUUGUGGGCCACCAUUGGAAAACAAAUGCACAAUGGAAACACAGGAAACUCACCCAUCAAUUGAAGAAGGAGAUGACGUGAAAUGGUAUGAUAUGGAUAUGACAUCAUUCUAUGGAAGUUUUGGUUCCACAUGGUUUGUGUCAAUGUGUGGAUUUGCAACACUUCUUUGGGUCAAUCCUUACUGGCGUAGAAGGUGGUUGGAAUUGGUUGAAGAAUGUAUGUAUACAUGUUAUUACUUCCUUUAUGAUUCAGUAAGGAAAGUCUCUAUGUACUUAUUUAAGUAA